Akanthomyces muscarius is the source of this 261-nucleotide messenger RNA. RefSeq lists its product as uncharacterized. The transcript has 4 exons. The record is from RefSeq and is a predicted model, not a curated record. Bases 1 to 261 code for a protein of 86 amino acids. Lineage: Eukaryota; Fungi; Ascomycota; Sordariomycetes; Hypocreales; Cordycipitaceae.
AUGAGAAACGAGCGUCGCUUAAGUUUAAUGUUUUUGAAGCUGGCUGAGCAAUCGGCGUUGCUGUUCUGCGAAUUGCUGGAUCGCAUGAUUGGCCCCGAUGUGCGGGCCUACGGACAUGGAUGGCAGAAGAAUGUUCAGUUGUCAAGUAGCUUCGUAAAGUACGCCGAUUCUAGACUGGUGGCUGAGCAUAGCGAUCUCAUCAUAAUUGGUCAACAUAUCAUGGAAGCCAGCAGAAUGUGUCUGCAAUUGCGGUCUCAUUAG